AUGCCACCUGCUUCCUCCUCCUCCCCCUCCUCUUUCUCUCCUCCCUCGUCCAUCCUCAUCGUUGGCUCCGGCGUCUUCGGGCUCAGCACAGCCUAUGCUCUGUCCCAGCGCCCUGCCUUCGCGGGCACGGCCAUCCGUGUCGUAGACCGGACGCCCGAUCAGGCCGUCUUUCCCUCGCGAGACGCCUCGAGCAUCGACACGUCGCGCAUCAUCCGGCCCGACUAUGCUGACCCUGCCUACGCCGACCUCGCCGCCGAGGCCCAGGUUCACUGGCGCCGGCAAGGCCCUGACGAGCUAGGCGGGCAGGGACGCUACACGGAGAGCGGCCUCGCCCUCGUGGCAGACGGCGACAUCGCUUCCGUUCCUUCUCAGGGCCAGGACUCUGCCAAGAAGGACGGCGUAGGCUAUGUCCGUGCCAGCUGGGAUAACAUCUCGGCCAUGGCCCAGAAGGACCCCGCCCUCCAAGAAAGGAUACGCUUCCUGCCUACCAAGGAGGCCAUCCGCGAUGCUGUCCGCACUGGUGGCACAUCGGGGAGCUCAGGCUACCUCAACUCGGCCAGCGGGUGGGCCGAUGCCGAGGCCAGCAUGAAGUGGCUCUACGACCGCGUCAAGAGCACAGGACGUGUCGAGUUCAUCAGCGGCACAGUCGCUGCCCUCGAGCGUGACGGCGAUAGGGUCAGCGGCGUGAAGCUCUCGGACGGGGCCGUCCUCGCCGCCGACCUGGUCGUCCUCGCGACGGGAGCUUGGACCGGCGCCCUCCUGGACCUGACCGGCCACGCCUCGGCUACAGGCCAGGUACUGGGCUACAUCGACAUCACGGAGGAAGAGCAAGCCGCUCUGUCAAAGAUGCCCGUCCUGCUCAACCUGACUACGGGCGUCUUCGUCAUCCCGCCCGCGAACCGCCUCCUCAAGGUCGCCCGCCACGCCUACGGCUACCUCAACCCGUCCUCGCGCCUGUCCCCGCUCCCGCCCUCGCCGGCGUCCGCGCCCUCGAAGCCCACGGUCUCGCUGCCCAUGACACACCUCACCAACCCCGACCUGGUCAUCCCCGACGAGGGCGUGCGCGACCUCCGAGAAGGCCUGCGGGAGAUGGUGCCGCUGCCGGCCAUACACGACCGCCCGUUCAAGUACACCAGGCUGUGCUGGUAUACGGACACGCCCGACGGCGACUUCAUCAUCGACUACCACCCUUCGUGGAAGGGCCUGUUCCUGGCGACGGGCGGCAGCGGCCAUGGCUUCAAGUUCCUGCCCGUCAUCGGCGACAAGAUCGUCGACACCCUGUCUGGCAACUGCCCUCCUGCCUUCAAGGGCAAGUGGUCGCUGAAAGACAGCAGGACCUUCUCCGCCUGGGACUCUGUCGUCACAGAGGACGGCAGCCGAGGUGGCAUCCCGGGCCUGAUACUUGAGAGAGAACUCAAGGCAUCCGAGCAGAAGAGGUCCAAGCUGUAG
Thyridium curvatum is the source of this 1449-nucleotide messenger RNA. RefSeq lists its product as uncharacterized. Lineage: Eukaryota; Fungi; Ascomycota; Sordariomycetes; Thyridiales; Thyridiaceae. Bases 1 to 1449 code for a protein of 482 amino acids. The transcript has a single exon. Gene Ontology annotation, molecular function: sarcosine oxidase activity; proline dehydrogenase activity; L-pipecolate oxidase activity. The record is from RefSeq and is a predicted model, not a curated record.